Messenger RNA from Patiria miniata (bat star), 751 nucleotides. RefSeq lists its product as uncharacterized. The coding region runs from base 143 to 751 and encodes 202 amino acids. NCBI's taxonomy places the organism in Eukaryota, Metazoa, Echinodermata, Asteroidea, Valvatida, Asterinidae. The transcript has 4 exons. The record is from RefSeq and is a predicted model, not a curated record.
CGAUCCCGAGUACGACUCGACUUGCAAGACAAGUUAGUGUCAUGAUUCAUUGAUCUCCAGUGCUGAAGUGCUUGCUGCUACCACUAAAUCGACAACUGUAGCGGGGAUGUAAUUCCAGUUGACUGUAUGUAAACCUGUUAUCAUGGCAGCAAGAUCAACAUACUACCAAGCCCUGGAUGGCCCUGCAAAAGUCCGAUAUAACAAGAUUCUGCAGUGUAUUGAUGACAUUGAUCCAUACACAAUUAGUUUGCGGUCAUGGAAAGAGGAUCCACAUUCUCUUCCUCAAAUAUCGUAUCCUGACAUUGUUAAUUUUCUAGUGUAUACUCCUAGUCCAUACACUUUGGAGGACUUGAAAUGCUAUAAAGGCCUGGAUGCGUACAACCAAUUCGUAAGUGGAUGGGUUCGUGAUGUCGUUUCUACCGUCAUCAACGGCAAGCACGUUGUUACAGCAAAGGUGAUGCAUUCACAGAGACUGCGGGAGGCGGCACUCAAGCCAUGGUUAAUUGCAGAAAAGUGUGGGAAGAUCAUCGCAACCCACUGCAACUGCAUUGCUGGUCUCGGAGAGGCUUGUACUCAUGUCAGUGCUUUGAUGUUUUACAUUGACACAAAGAUGCAACGAAUUUCAGCUGACAAUUACCGAAGAGGAGGCAGACAAUGUAGAAAAGGCAACAAGAGCACAAUCAUCCAGCAAGAAAUGGUUUCGUUUUCGAUCAGGCCGCACCACUGCAUCAAUGAAUGUUUGCAGGACUAA